CUUGCUAGAGUUCGCGUUCUCUCUCUCUCUCUCCGUUUGGCAUCAGCAGAUCCACACUUCAUUCUCUCUCGCUUGCUCUCUACAUUCUCGCUCUGAACUAGGAUUUGCUCUUUAUCUCUCAAAACCAAUGAUGUCUCAGCUGUACGAGUCAAUACCAAUGUUAUUUCUACUACUACUACUUUACGCCUGCUCGUUUCUGUGUUUCACUGAAGCUUCAGUUCAUGAGUACAGACGACACAGAUUUACUAACAAAGGCAACGCGUUUGUUGUUCAUGGAGGCAGCGAAGGAAUUUAUGCUUCUCUUCCUGAUACUCUCAAUGACACCGCCAUUCCUUCAAAUACUCACUCCUACAUACGUUUUGAUAAGAUUACAUUUCGGAGGACCAAGGAGUCUGCUAAUGUCAGCUCAGAGCGGAUCCAUGCCGUUGUUUUUGAAGUGGAAGACAGGGAGACCAUAGGGGGUUCAGCAUAUGGGGGUCAAAGAGCUGUAUGCUGCACAGCAGAUCUUGCCAAACUUGGUGUAUGUUUUCAAGGGGAAAUCAUUUACCGGCCUUCCACGAAGAGUCCUAGCUGGCCCAAAGUGUUUGGUGUCUCAUUUGGUGUCAAUGAGGAAGCUGCAACAUUGGCAUCGAAGUUUAUACAAAUCACUAAAACUGGGAUGUACAACUUGUACUUCAUCCACUGUGAUGCAACUCUUAAAGAUUUGGUCAUAGAGGGGAAAACCAUAUGGAAAAAUCCUACUGGUUACCUACCUGGCAGAAUGGCACCGUUAAUGAAUUUCUACGGGUUCAUGUCCCUUGCUUUUGUGAUACUAGGAAUCAUUUGGUUCUCUCAGUAUGCAAGAUUUUGGAGAGAAGUCUUCCCAUUACAGAAUUGUAUAACACUAGUGAUAACGUUAGGCAUGUUUGAGAUGGCAUUUUGGUACUUUGACUAUGCAGAAUUCAACGAGUCUGGAAUUAGGCCAACGGGGAUCACUAUCUGGGCAGUUACUUUUGGUACAGUUAAGCGUACAGUCGCACGGAUUAUCAUUCUGAUGGUUUCAAUGGGCUAUGGUGUUGUUAGACCUACAUUAGGUGGUUUGACAUCUAAGGUGAUCAUGCUUGGGAUGACCUUCUUUCUGGCCUCUGAAGUGCUUGAAUUGCUUGAAAAUGUUGGUGCAGUCAGUGAUCUUUCAGGAAAAGCGAGAUUGUUCUUGGUUCUUCCAGUGGCAAUCUUGGAUGCUUUCUUCAUUAUAUGGAUAUUUACUUCACUUUCUGCAACUCUAAAUAAGCUUCAGGCAAGAAGAAUGAUGGUUAAGUUGGAUAUAUACAGAAAGUUCACAAAUGCUCUGGCAGUGGCUGUUAUUGUUUCUGUCGGCUGGAUAUGCUAUGAGCUAUAUUUCAAGUCAAAUGAUGCUUACAAUGAACAAUGGCAGAAGGCUUGGGCCAUCCCAGCCUUCUGGCAGGUGCUGUCUUUCUCUCUUCUUUGUGUUAUCUGUGCUCUAUGGGCCCCUUCUGGAAGCUCAAUGAGGUAUGCUUACUCUGGAGACCCAAAUGAAGAGUUUGACAAGGAUGAUUAUACAUUGACGCUCAUCAAACCAUCUCCAAUGCCUUCUAAGGAAGUUCGAAGUGCAUCAGAAACCAGACCAUUGCAAGACAGCAAUGGAGAAUCCAAAGGCGAUUUAGAAGAAGACAAGAGAGAGUGAAGUAAAGAUCAUUCAUUCUGUUAUGACUAAAACUGGAUUCACUCAUCCUAUUGUUUGAUUGCUGUACCAGAGCCACAUGAAUAUCAGUUUUCAGGGUAGCAUCAGCUUUCUGUUUUGAUUAAUUGAGCGUAUCAGCAUUUUGGAGUCACAGGAGUCAAUAGGAAUGUUAAGUUUGUUUCUUUUUCCCUCUUCUUCUACCCCUUUUUCUAAAGGGUAUCUUGUUUCUCUGUCUUUUUUUAAUUUGGUUAUUUAAAUUGUUAGUGACCUGUUGUAAGAAUAUAUACAAGUAAGCUUCAUUA
Messenger RNA from Carica papaya (papaya), 1983 nucleotides. RefSeq names its product Lung seven transmembrane receptor family protein. Gene Ontology annotation, biological process: transport. The record is from RefSeq and is a predicted model, not a curated record. Lineage: Eukaryota; Viridiplantae; Streptophyta; Magnoliopsida; Brassicales; Caricaceae. Gene Ontology annotation, cellular component: membrane; Golgi apparatus.